AUGCUAGUUAAUACGGUCAUCGGUUCCCCUGAAAUUACCACCAAGGCGACAAAAUUCGCUAAAAAGUUCUCCGAGCAUACUGACGAAGAAGAAGGAAUAUCAAAUGAGUCGUUCUACACAGCAACGCAAGCUAUCAUCCAUUUCUAUCUCGAUCAAGGUCUAGGGCCCACUACACCGGGAACCACGCAUGAGAUAUUCGUCCAGUUGUCCAGAAAGGACGAGGGCCAUUUCAUGCGCGAUUUGAAUGCUUCGGAUCCGGACGAGAUCAUCCCAGUCACAGAAUACCGGCGAGAAAUAGCAGAUUUCAUUAGCACGAUUGUAGAGAAUGGAUUCGGCUACGUCAGAGCUCGUUCAGACGGCGUUUUAAUGGGAGGAUAA
This is a messenger RNA of Aspergillus tanneri, 378 nucleotides long. RefSeq lists its product as uncharacterized. The record is from RefSeq and is a predicted model, not a curated record. The coding region runs from base 1 to 378 and encodes 125 amino acids. NCBI's taxonomy places the organism in Eukaryota, Fungi, Ascomycota, Eurotiomycetes, Eurotiales, Aspergillaceae. The transcript has a single exon.